Messenger RNA from Hippocampus zosterae (dwarf seahorse), 3703 nucleotides. Its product is annotated as F-box/WD repeat-containing protein 7-like. The coding region runs from base 1162 to 2853 and encodes 563 amino acids. Gene Ontology annotation, molecular function: ubiquitin binding. Gene Ontology annotation, cellular component: cytoplasm; nucleus. The transcript is spliced from 13 exons. Gene Ontology annotation, biological process: proteasome-mediated ubiquitin-dependent protein catabolic process; ubiquitin recycling. NCBI's taxonomy places the organism in Eukaryota, Metazoa, Chordata, Actinopteri, Syngnathiformes, Syngnathidae. The record is from RefSeq and is a predicted model, not a curated record.
GGUAACGUUUUGACUUUUGUCACAAAGAAGGACAAUUUCAUUCUAGUAAAACUGUGACUUUUUUUCUGUAACAUUACAAAAAAAAAUUUCUUGGUGAGCUACAAUACAAAUUUCUUUUUUUUAAAUGGUAACUUGAGAAGUCAUCAUUUUGCAAACUCAGGUGAAUCUGUUGGUAAAUAUUGGACAUUUUAAAGUGAAAUGUGUAUGAAGUUUUUGCCAACCGCAUUUUUCAUAGGGAGUCUCAUUUGAAAGCUGGCGUGGUGGAGAGUGUGAAUUUGGUGAGAAACUCAAUGUCUUAAAACACUUUUACUUUUUUAAAAAUUGUAGACCAGGGAGGGUCGACAUUCAGCGCAUGGGCGCCCCUCUCCCCACACACAAAAUUUUUGUAUUUUAAUUUUUUUACAAACUGCAAAAAAGCAUAAAAAUGCAGACAAACAUAUAAUAUAUGUUUUCUACAGACCGCGUUGCAAAAUCCUGCAAAAACAGUAACACCUCCCCCCAACACACACACACGCACACACAAUACAAAUACAAUGUCGCGGGUGCCGAACUGCAAAGAUGCAGGGUUCAUCUAGAGUUGUAAUGUCACAAAUCACCACUAGAUGGCAGACUUGAUUUAGUUGCACUUGGACUGAUUCUUAUACUGCCUCAUACUACAGUACAUGAGUAGGCCUAUUUUUUAUUUUUUUGCGGAUUACCAACGAUAUACACAGCAAACAUAGUACAUUGAUAAUAUUACAUUUUUGAGUGAGUUGAUUUUUGCGUAAAUUUACAAAAAUAGGGAAGCAGUUUUGUGCUGUCUUUGAAUGUUCAUGUGUGCUCUUUGCACUGGAAAAAAAACAUAUUGCAAGUGUUUGUUUUGUUGUUUGCUUCAAAUAAUUUGCUGUUGGAGUAGCACUGUUGAAAAUAGCUGGCCCCCCUCCGACAUUUAAUUUGCCCGUCCCUGCUCUGGACAGUGAGAAAAGCAGCGUCUGUACCGUUAAAGUGUGCCAUCUAUAGGAUCGAAAGCGCAAUUGCAGUCUUUGAACGCAGGAUGGAAUAGACGGGGGUGCGUCGGUGCAGCCAAUUUGAGUGUCGUCGUGAACGCGCACGCUAGACGAAGACGACCCUCUCGUGCUGUAGAGGCUUCGUCCUUCCUUGGCGGCUAUCGGAGGCGCGGCCAUGGGCUUCUACGGGACCUUGAAGCUCAUCUUCUACAAGGUCAAGAGGAAGCUGGAUUACGGUCCAGACGGUCGGCCGUUUUCCUCAGGAAAAAAGCAUUGCAGAGGCCAUUUUAGUCCUCCCGGAGCGGUUCAGAGUGCACCCACGACAUUUGGGGAGCUCCGGCUGGCCAACGGGCAUUCGGCUCAACGGCGUCGCGUCACCUCGGGCCCGCCCCCUCGCGGUCUACAAGAUUGGCUUCAUACCUUUCAGGCGUGGAGCGGACCCGAGAGGCUGCUGGCGCUGGACCACUUGAUUGAGGCGUGUGAAACGGGCCAACUCAAGCACGUGAUGCAACUCAUCCAGCCGCACUUUCAGAGGGACUUCAUUUCCCUGCUGCCCAAAGAGCUGGCUCUGUAUGUGCUGAACUUCCUGGCUCCCAGAGACCUGCUGCAGGCCGCUCAGACCUGCAGGUACUGGCGAAUCCUAGCUGAGGACAACCUGCUGUGGAGGGAAAAGUGCCGCGAGGAAGACGUGUCCGAGUGCGCGUCACCUCGCCGCAGGAGCUGCGUCACGUGGAAGUCGACGUACAUACGACAACACCGCAUCGACACCAACUGGAGGAAGGGGGACGAGCGCCAGGCCAAGGUGCUGAAAGGUCACGACGACCAUGUGAUCACAUGUCUCCAGUUCAGCGGUGACCUCAUUGUCAGCGGCUCUGACGACAACACGCUCAAAGUGUGGUCGGCCAUCACUGGCAAGUGUUUGCGUACGCUGACGGGCCACACGGGCGGCGUGUGGUGCAGUCAGAUGGCGGCCACCGCGGUGAUCAGCGGCUCCACCGACCGGACGCUGCGUGUGUGGAACGCCGACAGCGGCCAAUGCGUCCACGUACUGCACGGCCACACAUCUACCGUGCGCUGCAUGCAUCUCCACGGCAACCGGGUUGUGUCGGGCUCCAGGGACACGACGGUGCGCGUGUGGGACGUGUCGAGCGGUCGCUGCGAGCACGUGCUGACGGGCCACGUGGCGGCCGUGCGCUGCGUCCAGUACGAUGGACGCCGCGUGGUGUCGGGGGGCUACGACUACAUGGUGAAGGUGUGGGACCCCCAAACGGAGGCAUGUCUCCACACUCUGCAGGGACAUACCAACCGGGUGUAUUCACUGCAGUUUGACGGCGUCUUCGUGGUUAGCGGCUCGCUUGACACGUCCAUCCGAGUGUGGGACGCGGAAACAGGCAGCUGCGUCCACACCCUGACGGGCCACCAGUCGCUGACCAGCGGAAUGGAGCUGCGGGACCGCAUCCUGGUGUCCGGGAACGCCGACUCCACCGUUCGCGUAUGGGACAUCCGAACGGGGCGCUGUCUUCACACUCUGCAAGGUCCCAACAAGCACCGGUCGGCGGUGACGUGCCUGCAGUUCUGCCGAGGUCUGGUUCUGUCCAGCUCGGACGACGGCACGGUCAAACUGUGGGACCUCCAAACGGGCGCCUGGCUGCGUGACGUGGUAGCGCUGCCGAGCUGCGGAUCCGGUGGUGUGGUGUGGCGCAUCAAGGCCUCCGACACCAGGCUGGUUUGCGCGGCCGGCAGCAGAAUGGGCACCGAGGAGACCAAACUGCUGGUGCUGGACUUCGACCUGGACGAGCAGCAGACGGACCAGAACGGACAGACCGAGUCGGACCAAGAUUCCGUCGCGGAGGAUUCCGUUCAUUAAAAAGGGAUUUUUUUCCGCCGGACCCGAUCGCAAGGUGACCCGAGUUUUGAGGACGCAAAACAUUUUCCAGCACUGGAAAGUGCUGACUUACUAUUGCUGCUAACCAACUGGGAACUCGGCGUCGGACCGACAACUGUGUUGUCAUGGUCCGAAUGGUUGACCUCCCCCAUCCCCCCAUUGCACGCUUUGCAGGGAUCGUUUCCCCUCCCAUCCAUCAAUGCACUUGUUAACUUUUCCGUGGCCAAAAUAUUGUGCUGUCAUGAAUUAGUGUGUCAUUUGGGGAUUGAAUUGCCUGUGAAGAGUGACAACGUGAUUCCCCGAUCAAAGUGUUUGAACCCUAAAUGCAUAAGAAUCAUCUGAUUAUUCUUCAUAAUGAGAACUUUAUAGCCACUGCCUGCCAGAAAUGAAGCUAAACGCUUGCAUCCACAAGACAGACGCAGGUGCGUGUGUGUGCGUUUGUGCGUCAGGGCUGCAACUAACGCGCGUUUUAAUAGUCGAUUCAUCUGUCAGUUUUUUUUUUACAUUUUAUUAAAUUCCCAUCUCUUCAUUCCAAAACAGAAUCUUUCUGCUUUGGUCUGUGGCAUCCAUCAGAAGAUGGCGAUGUUCGGUUUCCAAAGUCGAAGCAGAUGUUUGAAAAUGUCUUUAUUUGAAAGAAAAAAAAAAACCACGGUCUGCUUUCACAAUGGGCGUCAGAAUAACUGGUGACAGUUUGAAUUUGCAAGACUAUGGACAAAUUGAAGUCAGUGUCACGAAACGAUUAAUUGAUUUGUUUGACGCUUCAUCAAUUAAUUGUCGCACCUGUAAUGUGUGUGAGUGAGCUCAUGUAAAUAAAAGAAAAGCUUGUACAAAU